GUCGUUAUCAAUUGAUUAGGAGGAGAUGAAAGGAAUUUUAAUUGAUAUAAGUGGUACACUAGUUACAUCUAAUGGUGUAGCUAGAUCUACUAUAAACGCUAUCAACAAACUGAAACUAAAAGGCAUUCCAUUUCGUAUAUGCUCAAACGCUUCAAAGGAAUCUCAUAAUAAAGUAAUAAGUGAUUUAUCUACUAAAUUAGAUGGAAUUGAUUUGAAUCCAAAUCACGUCAUAACAGCAAUUUCUUCAUCUAAGAGCUACGUUACACAUUCAAAUUUAAACCCUUUACUUUUAUUAUCAAACUCUGCAAAAGAUGAUUUUAAGGAUUACUCAAGUGACAAAACUGAUUAUGAUUCAGUUUUGAUUGGUUUAUCAGCUGAAUCGUUGAAUUAUCCCAAUCUUAAUAAUGCAUUCAGAAUACUAAAUCAGCCAGGCUCACAAUUAAUAGCAACUCAUGCUAGCAAAUACUUCGCAGACAAAGACAAUCAACUUAGUCUCGGUCCCGGUGGUUUUGUCAAGGCUUUAGAAUACGUUACAGAUAAGAAAGCCAUCAUUUGCGGUAAACCAUCAGAUGAAUUCUUUAUAAGUUGUCUUAAAAGUUUAAAUUUACGUGAAUCUGAUUGGAAAGAUGUUGCUAUCAUUGGUGAUGACGCACUAUCAGACCUUGGUACUUCUUUGCCAUUGAGGAAAGUUUUAGUACGUACUGGAAAAUAUCGCCGAGGUGACGAAGACAAGGUUAAGGAUCUAUAUGGAAUUUAUGACACAUUCGCUGACUUCGUUGAUUCAAUUGACUAAAACGUUUUAUUAAUUUGAUUAUUAAACCUUUCACCCGUACUUUACAUCAUGUUAUCCUUGCC
Messenger RNA from Wallemia mellicola CBS 633.66, 855 nucleotides. RefSeq names its product HAD-like protein. Lineage: Eukaryota; Fungi; Basidiomycota; Wallemiomycetes; Wallemiales; Wallemiaceae. The transcript has 3 exons. Gene Ontology annotation, molecular function: phosphatase activity. The coding region runs from base 26 to 793 and encodes 255 amino acids. The record is from RefSeq and is a predicted model, not a curated record.